AUGUCUCAUGACAUGCCCAUGCCUAUGCCUAAUCACACCAUGAUGCACAUGACCUUCUUUUGGGGCAAAAAUGUAGUCAUGUUAUUCGAUGACUGGCCUAAUGGCAAGCUGGGCAUGUACAUUUUGGCUUUAGUUGUUCUCUUUAUCGUCGCCGUUGCAAUCGAGUUUCUAGCCUACUUUUCUGUCGUCAAGACACAAGCAAGUCCAAUCAUUAGCGGGUUGGCUCACGCGUCGGUCUAUGGGCUUCGAAUGGCACUUGCUUACCUUGUAAUGUUGGCUGUGAUGUCCUACAAUAUUGGUGUUUUUAUAUGUGUAGUGGUGGGACAUGCUUUCGGGUAUUUUCUUGUGAAGUACCGGGCAGCUUUGAAAGGCAAAGAUGAUUUGGUGUAUUGUCUUAUGACAAAUUUGACUCUGCAAUUUGGCAAACACAUAUUCGACUUUUGA
Messenger RNA from Helianthus annuus (common sunflower), 444 nucleotides. RefSeq names its product copper transporter 6. The transcript has a single exon. Gene Ontology annotation, cellular component: plasma membrane. NCBI's taxonomy places the organism in Eukaryota, Viridiplantae, Streptophyta, Magnoliopsida, Asterales, Asteraceae. The record is from RefSeq and is a predicted model, not a curated record. Gene Ontology annotation, molecular function: copper ion transmembrane transporter activity. The coding region runs from base 1 to 444 and encodes 147 amino acids. Gene Ontology annotation, biological process: intracellular copper ion homeostasis; copper ion transmembrane transport.